Pochonia chlamydosporia 170 is the source of this 384-nucleotide messenger RNA. RefSeq names its product prefoldin subunit 6. Gene Ontology annotation, molecular function: protein-folding chaperone binding. NCBI's taxonomy places the organism in Eukaryota, Fungi, Ascomycota, Sordariomycetes, Hypocreales, Clavicipitaceae. The record is from RefSeq and is a predicted model, not a curated record. Gene Ontology annotation, cellular component: prefoldin complex; cytoplasm. Gene Ontology annotation, biological process: chaperone-mediated protein complex assembly; protein folding. Bases 1 to 384 code for a protein of 127 amino acids. The transcript is spliced from 4 exons.
AUGGCCGACGUUCAGGCUAAGCUUCAAGCUUUGUCUGACGAAUAUCAGAAACUGCAGCAGGAUCUUCAAAACACUGUAACGUCAAGGCAAAAGCUCCAAAGCCAACAGCAGGAGAACGCUGGUGUCUACAAGGAGUUUGAGAAUUUGGGAGAGGGUGAAACCAUCUACAAGCUCAUGGGACCCGUACUUCUGAAGCAAGACAAAGUUGAGGCAGAAAGCACCGUCAAAGGACGUCUGGAUUUUAUCGCCGGUGAAGUGACAAGAUUGGAGGGCCAGAUCAAGGAAAGUCAGGAAAAGCUGGAGAAGAAGAAGGCAGAAAUCAUUCAGAUCCAAUCUUCUGCUCAAGCCGCUGCAGGAGGAAACGCGCCUCCACAAGGACAAUAG